CUUCAUGGCGCUGCUGGCCGAGACACGGCACCGCGGCGCCUUCGAGCAGGCGCACGUGGGCUUCAGCCGCGUCUGCCACACGCUCUGGAAGUCGCCGCUGCCGGAGCUGAACCAGACUCCGGGCCGCUGGUUGGACGAGGUCGUUGCCGACAUCCGGGGGGAGGGACGACAGACGCUCUGCUCCACCCGCCGCAGUGCCGGACUCCCCUUCCUGAUGCAGGCGCUGCUGACGUCAGAGCCAUCUGUGAUCGGCUCGGCGUACUUCAGCCGCUCGAUGAGCUCGCUGCUGGAGGUGGCGACGCAGGGCGGCGAGACGUCCGUACACGCCAUGAACGUUCUGCGCGCCCUGUUCCGUGACGCCCGGCUCGGCGAGAGUGUCGGCGCGCACGUGACCGACGGCAUCAUGGCCGCUGUGACGGCCUUCAAGGCCGACACGUGCGCGGAGCGUAACUCUGCGUCACUGCUCUUCGCCGCGCUAGUGACGCGCGUGUUCGGCGUUCAGCGCAGCAGGGACACGCUCGCCAAGAAGAACUGCAUGACGGGCCGGCUGUUCUUCCUGCGCUACCCGGCGCUCUACCCGUUCCUGUGUGCGGAGCUGGCGGCCAGUCGGGACCCGUUCCCCGUGCUGCUGCUGCUGGCGCGGCUCUACCCAUCGCCGGUUGAGGGCAGCGACUCGCAGUACCCGCUGCGGGCGUUCCUGCCAGCGCUGCGCGCGGCCGCCGCCUCCAUGGUGCUGCAGGCACGUCUGCUGGCGGCGCGCGCCAUCUGCUCGCUGCUGCCAUACUCGAGCUACCCGGAGGCGACGCUGGCGCUGCUGGACGAGAUCGAACGCGACGGCCUGCGCAACCAGAACCUGCUGCAUGGCCGCCUGCUGCAGGUACUGUACAUGCUGCGGCACUGCGUGGUGGAGACGUCUGCCUACACGCCGCCGGACCUUCUACGCUGGCGGCCGGUGGCUGACCGCUGCCUGCUGCUGGGGGCGCUGCUCUCGCCACCCAACCGGUGCCCGCUGACGCAGGCGGCCGCCUGCGACGAGCUGGGCGCCGUGCUGGACGCCUGGUCCCGGCUGGUGGAGCACGCCUGCCGCGUGGACGGGCGCCUGUGCCUGCGGAGGGCGGCGUUGCCGCAGGAGGUGAGCAUGUGGAAGUCUCUGCUGACGCUGCUGGCGGAUGACGAGGCAGAAAUCCGAGACAGCGCCGCCGAGGUCGUGGAUGUUCUGGAUCCGCUGGAUGAGCUGUUCCCCACUGACGACCGUGACCUGCGUGUCACCAUCCGAGCCCUGCUGGAGUGGACGUUCGCCGAGGAUGACGGCGGCCAGAUCGGGCGCCUCCAGGACGCGGACCGGGUGUUUGACAAGGGCGAGAUGAACAUCCACUCUGAGGACGUGGCGCUGGUGCGCGCGGCCACCGACGCGCUGCUCACUGUGCUGCCCGAGCUGCCUGAACAGCCGCUGCUCUUCCCUGUCCACGAGCUGGCGCCGCUCGCGCUCGUCCGCCACCUACCGGCUGACUACCAACUCGAACUGUCGGACAUCCUCCGCGAGGCGGCGCGCCAAGCGCUAGCCGAGUUGCGCGCGCUCUCGCUGGGCGCGGCGGGCGUGGCGCAGCGCGGCCACGCCCACCUCUGCCUGCGCGCCUUCCGCCGCCUGAAGCUGGCCGCCGUGCUGCGCGAGUUCUUCCUGGAGCCGGCUGUCGACGCGCUCUGGACGGCGAGCGUGGCGCUGCUGGCGCGCGAGCCCUGCUUCCCCGGCCUCUGGGAGGAGGUGGUCAACUCUUGA
Messenger RNA from Pollicipes pollicipes, 1777 nucleotides. It is a transcript of the gene THADA, whose product is annotated as Thyroid adenoma-associated protein homolog. NCBI's taxonomy places the organism in Eukaryota, Metazoa, Arthropoda, Thecostraca, Pollicipedomorpha, Pollicipedidae. Gene Ontology annotation, biological process: tRNA methylation. Bases 5 to 1777 code for a protein of 590 amino acids. The record is from RefSeq and is a predicted model, not a curated record. Gene Ontology annotation, cellular component: cytosol. The transcript has 10 exons.